This is a messenger RNA of Racocetra fulgida, 197 nucleotides long. The record is from the annotation of a GenBank genome assembly. NCBI's taxonomy places the organism in Eukaryota, Fungi, Glomeromycota, Glomeromycetes, Diversisporales, Gigasporaceae.
AAAACAAAGAGUUGAAAAAAAAUUCAUUUGAAUUAGAUAAUGUUAUAAUAGAAAAUCUUGAAAUUGAUUCAGAAGAUACUACUGUUUAUUUGUUUGGUAUAAAAAUUGAAGGAAACUAUAAAAUUGGAGCCUUGAGAAUUAAACCUUGCAACGUAAACUUACAUUUUGAUAAAGAAACCAAACAAAAUACUCAGUAA